AAAGCCAACCAUUCUUCUUCUUCUUCUUGUCCAACCUCUGUUAAUCUACAUUUUUAGAACCCUGAUUUCCAGAAAUCAUGGCUUCCCCAGUGCCAUACUCCGUCGUGGAGGACGACGAUCUCGACGACGCCGCUUUGUGGGCCGUAAUAGACUCCGCCGCCGCCGCCGCCUCACUCAAGUCCCGCAUGCCUCUGGCCAUCAGAAACCCUAACAACUUCCAUCCUCCAUCUCCGCCAUUAAAGCUCCAACAAAAGACCUCCAGGAACCCUCGCGCCUCCUUCGAUUCUUCCGACCACUCCAACUCCAAUGUCUACGCAGAAGGCGAGGUCGUGCAGGAGCCCUGGGUUUUCCGGCCGCCGCGGAAGAUCGCGAGGACGCCCUGCUCUUCUUCGGAGUUCGGCGAAGUUAGUCCCAUGGCCAUUGCCAGGACCAAUGUGCAACAGCAGCAGCAGCAGCAGCGUACGCCUGCCGUGGCUGUCUCUUCGAGGCCACCUCAAAAGUACUUGUCACCGGAGAUCGGGAGGUUCGCCGGAUCGGAAUGCUCGCCGGUGAGUUACGGGAGGAUUCAAGAGAAGGAGAGCUCGAUGCACAGCUUGUCAGGGAAUUUUCCUUCGGUGUCGCUAUUCAAGGAGUACCAGAACGCGGCCAUGGCGAUUCUGGAGAAAAGUGAUUAUACAAUGAUUUCUGGGCACCCCUUCAUAAAAAAGACAGGUUGGAGGAAGAUAUCAUUUUACUUUAAUCUCUCUUAUGAAAUCAAAGACAAGACAAUUGAGUUUGAUGACAAUCUUAAUGUUCAGCGUGCUGAAUUUGUCGUUCGAGCCUACAUGCAGGGUGGUAGGUUCUCAGAUGGAUGGGGUUCAUGUGAGCGGCGUGAGAAGAAAUUUUUCAAACCGAAUCAUGAUAUUCCCAGCACAGCAGAAACCAGAGCCAAAAAUAAGGCAUGCCAGGACCUGCUGGGAAUUGGAGAGUAUAGACCAGGUGCAGGACAUGCCAACAGAUAGAGAUUCCGAGCAGGAAAAAGAAAAAAAAAAAAAAAAAA
This is a messenger RNA of Morus notabilis, 1039 nucleotides long. RefSeq lists its product as uncharacterized. The record is from RefSeq and is a predicted model, not a curated record. The transcript is spliced from 5 exons. The coding region runs from base 78 to 1001 and encodes 307 amino acids. NCBI's taxonomy places the organism in Eukaryota, Viridiplantae, Streptophyta, Magnoliopsida, Rosales, Moraceae.